Messenger RNA from Penicillium daleae, 1395 nucleotides. RefSeq names its product 1,3-beta-glucanosyltransferase gel1 (gene gel1). The coding region runs from base 1 to 1395 and encodes 464 amino acids. Gene Ontology annotation, cellular component: cytoplasm; fungal-type cell wall. Gene Ontology annotation, molecular function: 1,3-beta-glucanosyltransferase activity. Lineage: Eukaryota; Fungi; Ascomycota; Eurotiomycetes; Eurotiales; Aspergillaceae. The transcript has a single exon. The record is from RefSeq and is a predicted model, not a curated record. Gene Ontology annotation, biological process: fungal-type cell wall (1->3)-beta-D-glucan biosynthetic process.
AUGAAGGCGACUAUCGCUUCUCUGGCAGCUGCCUUUACACUAGGAGCUCAGUCCGUUAUGGCUGCUCCCUCGUCUACUACGACUGCGGCUAAGCGUGCCACCAGCGGCGGCGUCACUCCCAUCACCGUCAAGGGCAAUGCCUUCUUCCAGGGCGACAACCGUUUCUAUAUCCGUGGUGUCGACUACCAGCCCGGUGGCUCCUCCAAGUUGAGCGACCCCAUUGGCAAUGCCGAGACUUGUAAGCGUGAUGUCCAGAAGUUCAAGGACCUUGGCCUCAACACUAUCCGUGUCUACUCCGUGGACAACUCCGCCGACCACGAUGAGUGCAUGAGCGCCCUGGCCGACGCUGGCAUCUACCUGGUGCUCGACGUGAACACUCCCAAGUACUCCCUCAACCGGGCCGAUCCUGGUCCCUCGUACAACGAUGUCUAUCUCCAGUACAUCUUCGCGACCGUCGACAAGUUCGCCCGCUACGACAACACUCUGGCUUUCUUCUCCGGAAACGAGGUUAUUAACGAUGGCCCGUCUUCCAAGGCUGCCCCUUACGUCAAGGCCGUCACUCGUGAUAUUCGCUCCUAUCUGAGCGAGCAGAAGCUUCGCAAGGUUCCCGUUGGUUACUCCGCCGCUGACAUUGACACCAACCGCUUGGAGCUCGCCGAGUACAUGAAUUGUGGUACCGAUGAUGAGCGAUCCGACUUCUUUGCCUUUAACGACUACUCCUGGUGUGAUCCUUCCUCUUUCACUCAAUCUGGCUGGGACCAGAAGGUGAAGAAUUUCACUGGUUACGGUCUUCCCCUCUUCCUCUCCGAGUAUGGUUGCAACACCAACACCCGGAAGUUCGAAGAAGUCAGCGCUCUGUACAGCACCAAGAUGACUGGAGUCUACUCAGGAGGCCUUGUAUAUGAGUACAGCGAGGAAGGCAGCAAUUACGGCCUUGUUCAGAUCAAUGGAAACGAUGUUAGCACCUUGAAGGACUACGAUGCCCUGAAGGCGGCCUUUGAAAAGACCUCCAACCCGGAGGGCGAUGGUAACUACAACAAGACCGGCGGUUCCAACCCUUGCCCGGCCAAGAGUGCUCCCAAUUGGGAUGUCGAUGCUACUGACUCUCUGCCUGCCAUCCCCGUCCCCGCUGAGAAGUACCUGAAGAAUGGUGCUGGCAAGGGUGUUGGUUUCAGCGGCAAGGGUUCCCAGAACGCUGGCACUCAGUCCACCUCGACUGCCUCUCCCGGCUCCGGCUCUGGCUCCAGCAGCUCUUCCUCUAGCUCUUCGAGUGCUACUUCCCAUGGUGCUGCCGCUGGUCUUGUUAAGCCCUUCACUAUCAGCUUCGCUCCCGUUGCCAUCAGCCUGGCAACCAUCGUGUCCUCGCUGUUCGGUGCCACCCUGAUUCUCCUGUAA